Molecule: messenger RNA, 847 nt
Organism: Drosophila kikkawai
Lineage: Eukaryota; Metazoa; Arthropoda; Insecta; Diptera; Drosophilidae
Source: RefSeq, a predicted model, not a curated record
UCUCCAAGUCAUUGCUAUAAUUACAACUGAAGUGUUUACAAAGUUUGGUUUCUCUUUUUCGUUUAGUGAAUAAAUUAGUUAAUUUGUUAAAAAAAAUCCAUUGCAGUUUGAAGAAGCAGCAGCUAGAAGAAGUGACCAAGAAGUGUUCGCUUGAAUUCGAUUUUUUUGCACUUUCAUCAAUCGCCUUGCUACUUGGAGCUGGAAUCAGGAUCCUCGUGGUUGGAAAGCUCGUCGGGAUCAAGAAAUACACCCCAGAAGCGUGUGAGAAGCAACUAGAAACCAAGAAGAACCAAGAAGCUUUUGUCUUUAUCCACUAAAAUUAAGAAGAUGUGCAACAUAAUGGGAAUGCCGACACACGCCUCUCCCCAGAAGUCAGUUGAUUCUGACAAUGAGAAUGAGCCGCAGCCUCGGCAGGUGGAGCACGAAGAAGGCAAGGAGGAGACUAAGUUAAAGGAGCAGUUGGAGCACGAAGAGGACAUGAAGGAGCCUCAGUUGAAGGACAAGAAUAGGGAGAAGGAAGUGGAGACGGAUAAGGAGGUGGCUAAUUACAAGGAGAAGAAUCUGGAAGGGAACAAGAAGGAGAAGAAAGACAAGGACAUGAACGAAGAGAAGGAAAAGAAUGAUCAACCCAAGAAGGCCUCAAAUGGGGAGGCAAUGGCCGGCGAGGAGCGUAGGAAACGCCACAAGGAGCUGCUUAAGCAACUGUACUCGAUCGAGGAUGCCAUUGAGAAGAAGCGCUCUAAAAAGAAUUAAGGUCAUCAUCUAAAUACUUAAAUAUUUAAAAUAUUUUAAUAUUUAAAACUAAACUUCACUUCAUUUGAAUGGCUUACUUAUAAUAAAACUUAUA